This is a messenger RNA of Ipomoea nil (Japanese morning glory), 1377 nucleotides long. RefSeq lists its product as uncharacterized. Gene Ontology annotation, biological process: phloem or xylem histogenesis; auxin-activated signaling pathway; leaf vascular tissue pattern formation. The transcript has 6 exons. NCBI's taxonomy places the organism in Eukaryota, Viridiplantae, Streptophyta, Magnoliopsida, Solanales, Convolvulaceae. The record is from RefSeq and is a predicted model, not a curated record. The coding region runs from base 41 to 1117 and encodes 358 amino acids.
CAGUUUGGAAACUUGAAACUACAAGAAGAGAGUUCAAAUUAUGGCUAAGCAAAACUCAGUGUCCUACUCACCUGCCAUUGAACCAGAGAAGAUAUGCUGGAGAAGAAGCCAACAGGCAAACCCAUUCCAUUCUUACCCUCAAUCAAGAGAGAUGACAUCAACUCAGACCAACGCCAUGGAAUUCUUGUGUAGAACAUGGAGCCCUUCUUCCAACGAAUUCCUACAUAUGUUAUCAUCUGGUAACCAUCUCUUGCCAGUGACAAGCACAGACCUAGAAUACCAGCAAGAACAACUCGAGGAGAUGUCUCGGAAUACCACCAGUAAAGCACUAGCAACUAGAGAAGAUAAUUCCUCUGUAAUGAAGCAAUGGUCAAAGGGCAACUUAUUAACUAGGUUCUUCAGAUCAUCACAUCAGGAGAAGAAAGAGAAACUCCGACUGAGAACUGCAAAAGUGCAUGCUGCACUCUCUCUUACACAGCUUGCUGCAGCAAUUGCCGGGCUUGCCAGCAGUAGCAAAGCAGAAACAGAAGAGUUUCACUUCAAUAAUGCUAUAUCAGGAGAACAGAGAAACAAUAUGGGUGCUGUUCUUGCUUCAGCAGCAGCUCUUGUAACAACAGUAUGUGCUGAGGCAGCAGAAUCUCUCGGUGCAGGAAGAGUUCAAGUUGCGGCUGCUGUCAACUCUGGUCUCGCCAUCCAUACUCCUAUAGAUAUGCUAGCAGUGACAGCAACCACAGCAACAUGUCUAAGAGGUGCUGCAAUUCUCAAAUCUAGAAUCCUUGAGGAUUCCCUUAGUAGGACCCCAUGUAUUACGAGAGUAAGUGCUAGAAUAUGGAUAAUCAUGCCCUCAGGGCGUAUAGAGGACAAAUGGGUAACUGUGCAUCUAAAGCAAAAACAGCUCAUUCUGAGUGUUGGAAAGAAUAACUUUUGGGCUCUAAGAACUUCCAAAGACUACAAGCUCAUGAGAAUUGCAGAGGAAUGUACAGAAGGUCAACACAACUACAUUCUGAGUUUAAAGACAGAGAGUGGAAUAGUUAAGCUUCUCUUUGAAGAUAUGAACCAAUCAAGGAUCUGGAUAUCUACCAUCUCCUAUCUCUUAGAUAAGAACAAAGCAUCUUGAAAAUGAGGUUGUAUGUGUUCAUCUUGUUCUAUCAUGUAACCUAAAUAGCACAUGAAUGAUCUCAAAUUGAUCCAUCAACCGCAUCUCAGAAAGCGAUCAAGCACGCAACAUAACUAACCAAAGGGAAAACAUGCCUCAGCAACACUUAUUAGACUUUACGCUUGCAGUUGAUGGCAUAAAUAAGCAGAUUUCUAGGGCCUCUAAGGCCAUGAUAGUGAAGUAAUAUGGUUGUUUUAAUUAAGAAUUGAUGUUGAUGAGUA